AAGUACCAAUCUCCAAACUUCCUACACUAGGCCUCUUCUCUAUAUAUAUCACUCUGAUUCACUCGCAUCUCAUAAGCCACAUAAGUGUCACCACCAAGCUAAGCACAUGGAGAAACCACAUGCAAAGUCUGCACUUAAGAAAUUUGUGAAGGUAGGCUCGGAGUCCGGCGCUCUUCCUUGGAGCUCUGCCGCCAGUGCCAGAAGAAUGGCAAAGGAGGAAGUCAAAGAGCAACUUUCUGCGGACAAAUCGAAGGCUACCCAAAAGCUUGCUGCAAAAGAAAAUACCAAGCCUGUAGAUUUCAAACUCCACACACAACAGAGAGCUGUCAAGCGUGCGAUGUUCAAUUACUCGGUUGCUACCAAGCUGUAUCUCAUGGAGCAACAGAAGAAAUAUGAAGAGAAGUUGCAAAAGAUGAUCGAAGAGGAAGAGGUACGGCUGCUGAGAAAAGAGAUGAUUCCUAGAGCCCAGUUAAUGCCUUUGUUCGAUAGGCCCUUUUACCCACAGAGAUCGAGCAGGCCCUUGACCAUCCCUAGAGAGCCGUCAUUCCGGAUGUUGAGCAGCAAAUGCUGGACCUGCAUGUAUUGCACCCAUCAGCUCUACAGCUUCCAUCAGCACUGUCACCCCUUGAAGCCCAUCAAGUGACGGCAGUGCGUGCGGUAUCGAUGUUCGUUACAAUAGUCAUUAGAGAGACAGCCUCAGAUUUCGCCAUCCAUCUUUUGUUUCUCCUCUUGAGUGGGUUCUACAUAGUGUUGCAAAUAAGCCAUUUUACUCUGCCUGUGUUGCGAGUUUUCCCCCGAGUUUUUUGAGAGCUUAGUCUAUGGUUUUGCAAAGUGUCCCAUAGAAGUUUUUGGUGAGAAAGAGAGAGAUAUGACUCGUUAUAAUAGUCCAAAUAAGUCUGUAUCAUAUGCUACCGGUAUCAUAAAUGUCAACACCAGCCUCUCUCCUCCCA
Syzygium oleosum is the source of this 950-nucleotide messenger RNA. RefSeq names its product microtubule-destabilizing protein 60. Gene Ontology annotation, cellular component: mitotic spindle; nuclear microtubule. Lineage: Eukaryota; Viridiplantae; Streptophyta; Magnoliopsida; Myrtales; Myrtaceae. The coding region runs from base 107 to 643 and encodes 178 amino acids. The transcript has 7 exons. Gene Ontology annotation, biological process: activation of protein kinase activity; regulation of mitotic spindle organization; mitotic spindle assembly. The record is from RefSeq and is a predicted model, not a curated record. Gene Ontology annotation, molecular function: protein kinase activator activity; microtubule binding.